AUGGACAUCUAUAAAGAAAAGAUAGAUUCAUUAGUUGAUAGUUUUAAACAAUUAACACGUUCUCAAGUUGAAAUAGUUUAUGGGUUUUUUCAUAAUGAUUUUGAUAAAACAUCAAAGUUUUUAAUGGAAAUAAUUGAUGAUAUUAAAACAUUAAUUCCACUAACGAAUUAUAAAAUUACAUUUGAAUCAGAUAAAAAACAAUUACCAUUUGUUCCUGAGCAAUUGAAGUUUGUUAAAUACAAAAAGUAUCGUUUUAUGACUAUUGAACCAAUUAAAAAAAAUGGUUAUAACCAUUGUAUUGGGUCAGUUUACUUUACUAAGUUUGAAAAGAUGUCUCCUUCAGUGUUUGGGAAUAAACACCAAAAUGAAACAAUGAAUGAAAAAGAUGAGUCAGUUGAAAAGGAUAAUAUAAUACAUUUACUAAAAGUGAUACUGAAGAGGGGAAAAGCAUAA
Molecule: messenger RNA, 453 nt
Organism: Entamoeba histolytica HM-1:IMSS
Lineage: Eukaryota; Evosea; Mastigamoebida; Endamoebidae
Exons: 2
Coding region: 1-453 (150 amino acids)
Source: RefSeq, a predicted model, not a curated record